Colossoma macropomum (tambaqui) is the source of this 2243-nucleotide messenger RNA. RefSeq names its product GTPase IMAP family member 4-like. The transcript is spliced from 4 exons. Lineage: Eukaryota; Metazoa; Chordata; Actinopteri; Characiformes; Serrasalmidae. Bases 193 to 801 code for a protein of 202 amino acids. The record is from RefSeq and is a predicted model, not a curated record. Gene Ontology annotation, molecular function: GTP binding.
UAACAAACUAAAUUCUUUGGAAGUACCUGCUGUACCUGAGCACUCAGCAACGCCAUUUUAAAUGCGAAAUCUAGUACAAGGAAAAACCUAAUGGAGGAUCUAUCUUGCAAAUUUUCAGAUUAAAAUAUGUCAGAGGGAAGUUUAAAGUGAAAGUCAUAAGCCCUUCAUAAAGGAAAACCAGUGCCAACCAAAAUGACCACGGCACACAGAAUCUCAACAGCAGACGAAGAGCUCAGGAUUGUGCUGCUGGGCAGAGUUGGAGCUGGAAAAAGCAAAGUGGCCAGAUUCCUGUUGGGUGGCAAGGGGCCUAAGGGUGAGAUAGGGUCGUGCAUUUUACGUGAGGGAGAGGCUGCAGGAAGAAGGAUCUGUCUGGUGGACACACCUGGAUGGAAUCCUCGAGCUAUUUAUAAUACGUCUGAGAAAAUUAAAAAUGAAAUUGUCAGAAGCGUGACCCUUUGCCCUCCAGGACCCCAUGCUCUGAUUCUGGUGUUGCGUGUCGAAAGCCUUAUUGAACUGCCUUCUGUAAAACAACUUAAAACAGCAAGCCGGCACAUGGAGCUGCUGUCUGAAAGGGUCUGGAAACACACUAUGGUGCUGUUUCUAUGUGAUGAGGAAGUGGAGGAUCCCACAAUCGAAGAGCACAUUCAGAAUGCAAGCAAACUACUGGACAAAUGUGAAAACAGACACUACGUUCUCCGCUCUGAAGCCCAGAUCCCUAAGCUCCUCAAGGAAAUACAGAAGAUGGUGGAAGGAAACUGUGGUGAUUUCUUCUUGCCACAGAUUUUCUAUGACUACAUAUAGAAGAACACGCCACAAAAUAUUACAGAGGUGAAAAAAAUGUAUGAGGACAGAGAAGAACAGCUGAAAAGGGGGUAUCAGACAAGAAUUGCUGAAUAUAAAAAACAGGCCGAGGAAAAUGCACUUAGGCAACGACGUGGAAGUGCCGAGGGGGACCGUCCGAGCAUGAAUGAAGAUGACCAGCCAGUGGACAUUGUGGCAAUUAAAAGCAAGUAUCGGGAUGAGAUACAAGCACUUGCACGACAUUACCUAAAACCAGCAGCACUGAUAGUACUGGCUACCAUCGGUGCUCUUGUCGGAUCAGUGGUUGGAUCUGCAUAUGGAGUCAUGUGGUCAGGAAUGGGAAUUGUCAUUGGGAUCGUGGUGACAAUUCCACUCGCUUUGUGGCUGAUUGGUGCUGCAAGUCUGGCCAGAGACAGUUCAAAUAUUCUGCAACAGACAAAACACAAGACUUAAAGUGACCUACAAAGAGCCUAUGUGCCUUUCCGCUAAUAUUUAUUACACAGGCUUUUCCAGCUGCAUAUUAGAAAGGUUAUGUUUAUCCUUUCACACUUCUGGAGUUAUGCAGGGAUGUGCAGAAGGGCAAGACCCACUUCCCCUUUGGCUUAAGUAAAAUAUAAUGCUGCUAGGUCAUUUCCAUCGUGGAAAUGUCCUAGUAUGACCAUUGUGACUACUAGAAUCUGCAGAAGUCUGCUUUUUAGACACUCCAAAUGCAGAAACUAAUUGUUAGUUACUUUUCCAAUUAACAAUGUUUAUGAUGUAUUGAUUGUACUAUUGUUUGUCUCUAACUACAGAUUGUUGGAGCUAAUUAGAUCUCACUUGCUUCCUCUGAGCUUUCCAGCCCGGUUGGGUUUUUUCUUUUCUUCUGACUCCUUUUAUUGAAGAAUUUGAUGCCCCACUUCUCCAUGUAACAACACCAACAAUAGGUACUUCAUUGUGCAGAUGACGUGAUCUUAUGCAGAGACAUAUUCUUCCAAAGUUCUCGAUCAUGUAUGUUUCUGUCUGUACUUUUCAGAUUGUUGACUGGGAAAGGUGUGGGCUCUACCACAUAACUUAACAAUUUUAUCAAUAACAUUAAAGUUAAAGAAGGGUUUGUAUCUAAAAAAAAGUUCCUGACAUUUAUAUCCUUUGCUGUUCUGGGAAUUUAACGAUACCAUCGUAUUCUGGAAGGACUUCCAAAGAUUGACAAAGAUUCUAUUUCUGUUUUACAAUUAUUUUAUGUAUUGUUUACAUAAGCGUAACUUUCAACAGAAAAAAAUUUUUUACAGUUUGUUUAUAGAAUUGUUGGACGUUUUUGUUACCUCAGGUGACACGAAAGCUAUCAAAUGUACCCACUACAAAAGUAGCCUAAUACGCUAUAUUUUGUUAACAGUGUGACCUGUACAAUGUAUUGUUCUCUGUGUUUUAUAUACUUUUGGCACUAUUGGAAAUUAAUAAAAAACCUG